AAGAAAGAAAGGGCCUCGAAGAACCCUAAUUUCACAAAUUUGACAUCGCCCUUUCUAUUGACUGUCUAGUCUAUCCAAUUCUCCCCUCUUUCUGCAUAUUCUAUCCAAGGAUCACUCCCAGCUCACAAUCGCUCCAAUUCACCUCACCGCCUCAGAAUUUAUUGCGUGCUUUUGUCUGUGAGAACAUGGGUUUAAUGGGAAAUUCUUGCUUGCUCGAUGCGUAGAUGAUGGAAUUAUCAACAUUUCAGCUGCAGGGCUCUUAUAGAAGCUUCCCUUGUGUGCCCUCAGUGUGGGACAGAGGGAGCCAACUGCAAUACCUUUUGCCCUCAGUCACAGUCCCACGAGUUGGGAGAAAAGAUAGACCAAUCUCUUUAAAAUCCAGAUCAUGUUCAAGUAGUGGAGCUUCUUUUGUUCUUGGACCAAAGUCAAAAAUAUCUAAAAUAUCAGCUUUCAAAGGCGGCAGUCGACAUGAUGAUCCGGGUGGCAGAGCUAAUGACUCGAAGUCCCUAAAGAAUCCUAUUAAAGUUUCUUAUUUACAGCAUGAGAGUGAAGAAUCUUUCGUUGAAUCUUCAAAGGUACAGAAUGUUGUGCCUGCACCUUAUACAGCUGAAGAUGAGAGAACAACCAGGUCCUUGGCUAUACAAAAUCUCUUUAAGAACUGGUUAAUGUUACUGCGUACCCCACUAGGAACACAACCAGUGGAGAGAGCUCUCGAAGAACCUUCUGAGGAAACCUCAGAAGAGUCAAAUGUUGUGCAAAACAAUGAAAGACCCCAAGUUUUUAAGGCAGCUUGGUGCUACUUUCUGCGCUUGGAUCCAACAAUAAAGAUACCAUUGUUAAUGUUCACACCGCUGUACCUGGCAGUUAACCUUGUAUAUGGAUCAGAAGUCUCGAAAGAAUUAACUCCCUUAUGGAUUCUUGGACCAAUAGUUGCUUCUCUCUAUGUGAAGAUGCUCCGAGGGAUAUGCAGCCUCUACGUGUUCAGCUUCAUGCAAACUGUCAGAAUUGUCAAGAACUUGCCAGCUUACUGCAUGGUGGUACACGAGUACCUUUUCCGUGGGAAGCUAAAAGAAGCCAUGCAAAAAUAUGCAUGGCAACCUCUUGUUGACAUAAAAAAUAUGGACUACAAGGAGGCGAUGAAGCGGAAAUUGAAGGGUUUCCAAGGGUGGUUGAAGGAGAAAUACCUGGAUUUUGUUGAAUCCAUUUGGCCCUAUUACUGCAGAACGAUAAGGUUUUUGAAGAGGGCGAACCUAAUAUAGCUCCAACUCCUCGUUAUGAGAUCCGUUCCUGUGGCUUAGCUCGUUCCUUGGAGCCCCUAUUUGAGUUGGGGCCCUUCCCUCGACUAAUUGGAGAUGCGUAGGCAGGUGGAUACUUGUAUUCGACAUCUCCUUUUCUCCUCUGGCGGCACAUUCUUGGUUAGGUUGUUUUGUGGCAGCAUCAGUCUUUGGCUGAUGUUAAUGUUUGUUUCUUCUAUAACAAAUCUCUAGUGAUCUGAAAUCUAUUUUGAAUGCAUCUGAGUUUUCUAUCAGUAGUUGUAGAGAGAUCCCAUUAUUCAUUGACAUUUCAUAUUUUGAUAAAUUUUGAUUCAUGUUAUGAGUA
This is a messenger RNA of Salvia hispanica, 1599 nucleotides long. RefSeq names its product embryo defective 2759. The record is from RefSeq and is a predicted model, not a curated record. NCBI's taxonomy places the organism in Eukaryota, Viridiplantae, Streptophyta, Magnoliopsida, Lamiales, Lamiaceae.